This is a messenger RNA of Onychomys torridus (southern grasshopper mouse), 2648 nucleotides long. RefSeq names its product MINDY lysine 48 deubiquitinase 2 (gene Mindy2). The transcript has 9 exons. Gene Ontology annotation, cellular component: cytosol; cell periphery. The coding region runs from base 228 to 2039 and encodes 603 amino acids. Lineage: Eukaryota; Metazoa; Chordata; Mammalia; Rodentia; Cricetidae. Gene Ontology annotation, biological process: protein K48-linked deubiquitination. Gene Ontology annotation, molecular function: cysteine-type carboxypeptidase activity; K48-linked deubiquitinase activity; cysteine-type deubiquitinase activity. The record is from RefSeq and is a predicted model, not a curated record.
AGCGCUCUCCGUGUAGGUCCGGGCGCCUCACCGAGCGCGGUCACGCGGAGGCACGCUCCGACCGGGCGGGCGCGCGCGCGCGCUCCCGCCGCCCUCUCCGGUGACGUGCCUGGCCGAGGCCGCGCUAGGGCGCUGGAGCUGCCACUGAGCGGCUGUCAUGGCGUCGGAGGCGCUGGCUGAGGACAGCCGGCCGCGGUGUCUAUAGGACCAGGGGCGGGCGGCCGGGGAUGGAGAGCGGCCCUGACAGCCCGCAGCCUCUGGAACUUGGGGUGGCGGCGGGCGGAGAGUCGCCGCCGGAAGGGCGACUGCACGGCGGGCGCGAGGCUGAGGAUGGUCUCGCAGGACGCGCGGAGGAGAGCGGCGGGCAGGGGGCGGCGGCCGCGCGGAGCAGCCCCGGGGACCCGACGUCCCCCUCCCAGCUCGGCUGCGGCGCGGGCUCCGACUUGAAGGACAGCGCGUCGCCGAGCCCCGCCGCCUCGGAGGCGCCCCCGAGAGGGCAGCACAAGGUGACCGCCUCCCCGGAGCUGGCCGAGGCCGCGGCUAGCCGGGGGUCGGGGCCGGUGGCAGACGCGGGCACCUGCAGGGUGGAGCAGGCGGCCGAGGAGCCCAGCAGCGCCGGCGCCCUGAGCAGCAGCUGCAGCGAGCCGAGCCCCCCCGGGGACUCGCCCAGCCUCGACUCCCUGGAGUCUUUCUCCAACCUGCAUUCUUUCCCCAGUAGCUCUGAGUUCAAUAGUGAGGAGGGAGCGGAGACCAGGGUCCCCGAAGACGUGGAGGAGGGCGCGGCGGGGCCGCCCAGGGCUGCACCUCUGUGCAAAGAAGAGGAGGAGGAGGAGGAGGAGGACCCGGCUCAGGUGCUAGCGGCCUCCAAAGAACGCUUUCCCGGGCAGUCGGUGUAUCACAUCAAAUGGAUCCAGUGGAAAGAGGAGAACACGCCCAUCAUCACGCAGAACGAGAAUGGGCCCUGCCCUUUGCUGGCCAUCCUCAAUGUUUUGCUUCUGGCCUGGAAGGUGAAACUUCCACCAAUGAUGGAAAUCAUAACUGCGGAGCAGCUGAUGGAAUAUUUAGGGGAUUACAUGCUUGAGGCAAAGCCAAAAGAAAUUUCAGAAAUUCAACGUGUAAAUUAUGAACAGAAUAUGAGUGAUGCGAUGGCGAUCUUGCACAAACUACAGACAGGCCUGGAUGUGAAUGUCAAGUUCACUGGGGUGCGAGUGUUCGAGUACACACCAGAGUGCAUAGUCUUCGACCUUCUAGAUAUUCCUUUGUAUCACGGGUGGUUAGUAGACCCUCAGAUUGAUGACAUUGUAAAAGCUGUUGGCAACUGCAGUUACAACCAACUGGUGGAGAAAAUCAUCUCCUGUAAGCAGUCAGACAACAGCCAGUUGGUUAGCGAAGGCUUUGUAGCUGAGCAGUUUCUAAACAAUACAGCCACUCAACUGACGUACCAUGGAUUAUGUGAACUGACUUCAACGGUUCAGGAAGGAGAACUCUGUGUGUUCUUUCGGAAUAAUCAUUUUAGCACCAUGACAAAACACAAGGGUCAACUGUAUUUGUUGGUAACAGACCAGGGAUUUCUUACCGAAGAAAAAGUUGUCUGGGAAAGCCUACACAAUGUAGAUGGUGAUGGAAAUUUCUGUGACUCAGAAUUCCAUCUUCGACCUCCUUCAGAUCCUGAGACUGUGUACAAAGGUCAACAAGACCAAAUAGAUCAGGACUACCUUAUGGCACUGUCACUGCAACAAGAACAGCAGAGCCAAGAUAUCAACUGGGAGCAAAUUCCAGAAGGAAUCAGUGACCUGGAGUUGGCGAAGAAACUCCAGGAGGAGGAGGACAGACGGGCCUCUCAGUACUACCAGGAGCAGGAGCAGGCGCAGGUGGCCGUGGCUGCUGCCACCACCUCCACACAGGUCCAGCAGGGCCAGCCGGCACAAGCCUCUCCAUCAAGUAUAAAACAGCCUGGAAAUAGUGAACGGAAACGCAAGGAACCCCGGGAAAAAGACAAAGAGAAAGAAAAGGAAAAAAACAGCUGUGUGAUUUUGUAGGAAGUGUUGGCAUCUGGAAACCACCUAUGCAGAUGACGGAAAGGAAGACCCAGUACCUACCGUCUGUGCCUGAUCUCCCAAGGGAUUUUGCUCUUGUUUUCCAGGGGAAGGUUGUUCCUUUGUUACAAUCAACUUUUUAAGUUACACAAUACCCUCUUUAUGAGCUGGAGUUUCAUGUUACAAGUUGGAACUGUUGUGUGUUGUCACUUGUAGCCAAAUAAGUAUAUUCACUCCUACUUCGUGUUUAGUGACAUGUUAGCAACUCUAAUCAGUUAGUAAGCUACUGUGUUCUGUCUGACAAUGGAUGGAGGUCACCUGAGUGAGUCCAGUCCUUCUAAAGAUGUAAUUAUUAGCACAACUAUUUCUGAAACAUUUAUGUUAAAUUAUGUUCUAAUCCAUAAAAAGUGAGGAGUUUAAUAUAUGGAGAGAAAAAAAGCAGGAAUAAAUGACCCUUCAUUGUACAUUGAACUGGUUCAGCCCUUGAUCAGCUUUACCUUUCUUUAGUAAUGUACAUUUGAGCUAUUAUCUUGAGAACUGAUAAUGGAGCUUGGAUCCAAUUUAGAUAGAAAAAAUAUUUUUUAUUUUCCAAUAGCAAAAAAAAAAAAAAAA